AUGCUGAGGAGCACGGUGAUAAACCCUCGGCAGCCGGUCGGGCUGCAGGAGCUGGCAGCGCUGGCAGCGGUGGCUCAUUCUUCUCUCGGCCCCAAUAAAAGGUACAAAUUCAUCCAAGACGACACGAGUGGGGAGUCGGCUCUCGUGUGCUCGUGUUUUCGCAUCUUCGAGAACCUGGAGCUGACCAGCGCGGUGGCUCAGCUGGUUCACGAGACUGUCCAGGCCCAGCAGAAGGUCUUCAACACAGGGUCAGGAAGCCUGCUGUUCCUGGCAGGCGCCUGGAGCCGGGCCGCUCUGGAGUGCCUUCACAGAGGAAUCUCAGUGUCGAGCAUCAUCUCCCGGAUGUCGGACGGGUUCGAUGUAUGUGUAGAUGUCCUCAGGAAAUUCAGCAUCUCAACUGAUGGUCUCGGUGCCGUGAAAUCGAACAGUUGCACGACAACAAGUCAUGGUUCGGGACUUCAGAUGUCAAAGAAACCCAACAGGGAGGAUUCACGGGCAUCGCACCACCUGCGAAGGAUAAGGAGUGUUGGUCACGAGACUCUUAACACCGGCGGACACAGGAAAAUAAAGCUCAGCAGAUAUUACUGUCGUCCUGAGUCUGAAAAGGUCUCAACAGCACCACAGCCUCACCAGAUCUCUAACGUUGGACACAUUGCUGAGGGAUUGAGUCACGGUUGUGUCCAAGCAAUGAAUUUAGUCGUGGAAGUCGUCAAGCUGCAAUCAAAAGCUCAUCAGGAUUUCAGCUGCUCCACAUUCGACGUCACCAAAGUGGUGACUUGUGUGGUAGCUGGUUUACCAGAGGAGCACGCGUGUGUUCUACCAGGAUUCAUCGUCCUUCUGUCUGAUGAACAGGCCUCAGUGGCUCAUCAAUUAAAAGAUCAGCCCUUGAAGGUCGCUCUCAUCAAUGGAGAUUUAUCACACACCUUCCGCCAUCUUGGCUUCAGCCGACCAGCGGGAGUCCAGCACGUGAGCGAGCAGUUGGCGUUGGGUUCAGACAGAGAGGAAGUGUGGCUGGUGAAGGUCGUGGCACUUCUGCUGAACCUGGACGUGAACCUGAUACUCGUGAGUGGGCUGGCGAGUGAGAAAGUGACUCAACACUGUUGCGCACGUCGUGUGCUUGUUGUGGACAAAGUGAAGGCGUCCAUUUUGAAGGCGUUCGCCGACGCCACAGCAGGUGUUCCGGUGACCUACGCCACUCAGCUGACGAAGCACUGCGUGGGCACCGGGGUGAAGGUGGAGAUACGGAGGGAGCUCGGCGGCGGCGGCUCUGAGAGGAAGUCCUCGACAGCUGUGAGUAUUUCCCCCGGUGGGAACAGCGGCUUGUUCACGGUGAUCCUCACGAGCUGCGUACGGUGCAAGCUGCAGGCCCUGGAGGAUCAGUUCUGGGCCUGUGCUUAUCGGUUACACCACGCGCUGAGAGACAGAGCCGUCCUCCCGGGCGCCGGAGCCACAGAAAUGCUUUGUGCUCAUCACCUUCGUCUGCGAGCAGCGACCGCUUACUCCACGCAGGAAUCCACAGCAGGAGGAGCAGCCGACCCAGACAGGGGUGUAGUGUUGCAGCUCAUGGCAGAUGGUUUAAUUGAGUUCAUAUCCACAGUAAUGGUUAACACGGGCCGGGUUUCAAACGUCCGAGCCAGGACUGUGGUGAGCCAACAGCUGCAGGAACGCAACGGACCCGUGGACAUCGCUGCAAAGUUUUCUCAACUCGUGUUAGAGGGUGAACAUGAGGACAGCGAUUUGAAAUCCAACGAAACGAACGUGUAUGAUAAUGUGAGCGUGAAGCAGGAAGCGUGGAGGAAAGCGUUAGAUCUGCUUUUCCUGGUUCUACAGACGGAUGCAGAGGUCAUCACAGGUGUGGACCAAGCAGCUGGUGCACAGGAGAAUCUGAUGCUGUUGUAAUCUUCAUGUAG
Limanda limanda (common dab) is the source of this 1910-nucleotide messenger RNA. RefSeq names its product Bardet-Biedl syndrome 12 (gene bbs12). NCBI's taxonomy places the organism in Eukaryota, Metazoa, Chordata, Actinopteri, Pleuronectiformes, Pleuronectidae. The coding region runs from base 1 to 1899 and encodes 632 amino acids. Gene Ontology annotation, biological process: photoreceptor cell maintenance; chaperone-mediated protein complex assembly. The record is from RefSeq and is a predicted model, not a curated record. The transcript has a single exon. Gene Ontology annotation, molecular function: ATP binding.